Molecule: messenger RNA, 2577 nt
Organism: Rhagoletis pomonella (apple maggot)
Lineage: Eukaryota; Metazoa; Arthropoda; Insecta; Diptera; Tephritidae
Exons: 6
Coding region: 747-1256 (169 amino acids)
Biological process (GO): regulation of synaptic transmission, cholinergic; positive regulation of voltage-gated potassium channel activity; sleep
Source: RefSeq, a predicted model, not a curated record
CUGCCCGCCAGUGUUUUCGUAUCCAAUCACGUAACGACCUUGCUGGAUGUUUAAGCCGUGUAUUUCUGCUGUUGUCAUAUCGAAUAAACGUUUUUACUUCGUUGUCCGGGUGCGAGCUAAAUAGGAGACUGUCUCUUACUCCAGUGCGAGAUGUCGGCAUAACAGAAAGUCAAGCAAUCAAUCAGUCAGUCAGUCAGUUAGUCAGCUAGCAAGCAAGACAGUGUGUAACGUCCGUCGUGUGUCAGUGAGUUAGUGAGUCAGUUGCAGCAGUAGCAGAAGAAUCAGCUAACCAGCUAAGCAGCAGCAAAUAAGCCUGCGAGGCUAACAGUCCAACGUUGUACCUGUGUGUGAGGCGAGCCCCGAUUUGUGGAUCUAUUUUAGCGUGUGUUGCACAGUCGAGCGUCGAUAAUUAAGCGAAAAGUAAAGAGCAAACAGCAGCAGGCAACAGCAACAGCAGCAUUCAAAAAGAGUGCACAGCAAGCAAGAAAAAAGCAUAAGUAGAAUAAAAAAAAAAAGAACAAUAACGACAAGCAAAAAAGCUUACAAGCUAGCAAAUCGAACUAAAAACUCUUGAAGUAAACUACCGAGCAAAAAAGUAAAAACCCACAACCAAAACCAAAGCAAGAGCAGCGUCAGAGGCACAACCAACAAUCGCUUUGUUUUUAUUCCUCACCAACAAAUUUUGUUGUACCUACUCGUUGCUGUUUGUUGUUGUGAUUAAAUCGAUUUUUGUGUUGUAUAAAAAGAUGUCACCACUGCUGGAGCGAACAUUGCUGAUGUUAGGCAUGCUAUGCUGUUUGCAAGCAACCACCGCGCUGAUGUGUUACGACUGCAACAGCGCCUACGAUCCCAAUUGUGGUGAUCCCUUUGAGCCAUAUACCCUUGGUAAGGUUAACUGCACCCAGCAGGAGCCGCUAGAGCAUCUCAAGGACAAAUACUCCAAGCCAGUGCUGUGCCGCAAGACCACACAAAAGGUCUAUGGCAAAGUGCGCGUGGUACGCGGCUGUGGCUACAUACCCGAUGAACGUACCGAUGACGGCCUUUGCUUGAAACGCUCCGGCACACAUGACGUGCAGGCCAUCUAUUGUGCGUGCACAGCCGAACUCUGCAAUCAUGCCGCCUCCACAUUGUAUCAGAACAACAAUCAUCCCAUCCUAUCCGCAUUGCCCUACACAUUAGCUGCGUUCUUUGUUUGGUUUGCAACAUUUUCGAGUCAUUUCAAUAUCAAUACUAUUGGCGCUGUGCAAAAUUCAUAAAUACGAGUUAUAGAAAAACCUAAACACAUACAUACAUAUACUCGUAUAAAUACAUAUAUAUAAAAUAAGUGCAUACAUAUGUGUAUAUGUGUAAGACGGAAAUUUAAGAUGAGACGUCGUUUAGUUAAUUUCUUUUUAAUUUUGAGUUGAAUUUGCCAACACUGAUGCAAAAAAAUACCAAACACACACAUACACAACUGGAAUAAAAUAUAAUACAGAUGUCGCAAAAAAAACACAAAACCAAAGAGCGUCUUAAGACCAGCGGCUGCUUACUAAAAUUAAAAAGGUAGCCUAUUAAACAAUUGGUGAAGUUGGUGAAGGCGUGGAAUUGCUGAAGAGCAGCCUACAUUAUGCGGAAUACGAGGAGCCUAAAUGGAGAGUUGAGACAAGAUUUAAAUGAAAUUAAGUGCGGAAAAAAUAUUUAAGUUUUGUAGACGGAAGCGCAGAGGGUUGCAUUGAGUUUGCCUCGGUCGCAUAAAAUUACUAUGUAAAUCAGUUUUAAUUACGAUUCAUUGGAGUGACAGCGAAAAAUUUAUUUGCAAUAUUUUGAUAAAUCGAUACAUUUAAUAGCUCAUUAAUCCAUCCAAAAGCGUAACGGUAACAGAGAAAAUUAAUUAAGAAAUAAUUUUCUCAUAGUCGAAUACUACCAAAAGCAAACAAGCAGUAUUUUUCAACUUCUUUCUCAGCAUUUGCACUCAACAUUCAAAAAGUAAACAAUUCGCAAUCAAGUCUUUGCGUAAAACACCUAAAAGUAUGCAAUUUUUUUAUCAUGCAUGCGGAAAUACAACGGAUUGCUACAAAUGUUUUACUGUUAACGAACAGGUUAUAACACAAAAUUUGUACUUGGCAAAUCGCAAGCGUGAAAUUCAGUCAUCUUGAUAACUACAACGACUUCCUGCAAACGAAAACUUGAUGCUUAACAAUUAUUCGCAUAAUUUCCCUACGAAAUAGUUUUAGUUUUUUCCUGCUGCACUACAUAAAUAUGUAUUUGCAAUUAACUAAAUUUUAAUUUUGUUCAUUUUUAAUUUAUGUAUUUAAAAAAAACACAAGAAAGCAUAGCUGUUACAGUAAAUAAUUGUUUAUCUCCAAGCAACAAAAAAUGCAAUACAUAAAUAUAAAAGAACUUUUGAUGAAAAUUAAACUCUCAUGUGAAAAUAGUGGAAAAUUGAAGAAAUUAAUAAAAUGAAAAUAAUGGAGAAAAUAAUGUUGUUGAUAAGUUUAUCAAUAUUUUGUUAAGUGAUUCUGAUGAAAUUGUUAUUUUUUAGUAAAUAAGUCUGUAAAGCUCCGCUUGUAGAAGAAAUCAAUAAAUAAAUUAAAUACA